Molecule: messenger RNA, 1758 nt
Organism: Hypomesus transpacificus
Lineage: Eukaryota; Metazoa; Chordata; Actinopteri; Osmeriformes; Osmeridae
Gene: rbm17
Product: RNA binding motif protein 17
Exons: 13
Coding region: 146-1420 (424 amino acids)
Biological process (GO): alternative mRNA splicing, via spliceosome; mRNA cis splicing, via spliceosome
Cellular component (GO): precatalytic spliceosome
Molecular function (GO): RNA binding
Source: RefSeq, a predicted model, not a curated record
CUUUACGUUGUUUUGUCUAUAAGCGUGUGCAUCAGCUAAACACAUACAUUCAUCUAGCAUAGCUUUUUCAAAGUCUCCACUACUUGUUAUACUUGUAGUUUCAGGAAAAUACAUUUAAAAUCGAAAACUUGAUACCCGCACAACCAUGUCACUCUACGACGACUUGGGCGUCGCGAGUGACGCCAAGACCGAGGGCUGGUCUAAGAACUUCAAACUGCUCCAGUCGCAGCUGAAGGUGAAGAAGGCUGCUCUGACUCAGGCGAAGACCCAGCGGAUGAAGCAGACUACAGUCCUUGCUCCCGUCAUCGACCUGAAGAGGGGCGGAUCUAGUGAAGACAGACAGAUCCUAGACACAUCCCCACACAUUGCUGCAGGGCUUAAGGAAGCGGUGCCUUCAGGCUUCUCCUCAGGGGACGUCCUGAUCCCUCUGGCUGAUGAGUACGACCCCAUGUUCCCCAACGACUACGAGAAGGUGGUGAAGAGACACCGCGAGGAACGGCAGAAGCAGAGGGAGCACGAGCGGCUGAAGGAGAUCGAGGAGAGGGAAAAGAAGAGGAAGGACCGUCACGAGGGCAGCGUCCCCAGCGGGUUCUCCCGCUUCCCCGCGGCGGAGGGAGAAUCGGACGAAGAGGAGGACUACGAGAAGGAGAGGAGGAAAAGAGCUCUGGGUGGAGCUGCCAUCGCCCCGCCCUCCUCCCUUGUGGACAGAGACGUCGCUUUCUCUUCGUCAUUCCCCUAUGAAGAGGAGGGGCGACCCCCCCGGGGUUCCAAGGCAGCCAUCCCACCCCCCAUGUACGAAGACUCAGAGCGGCCCCGCUCCCCUCCCGGCCCUACCAACACAUUCCUGGCCAACAUGGGAGGGACGGUGGCCCAUAAGAUCAUGCAGAAGUAUGGCUUCAGAGAGGGCCAGGGCCUGGGCAAGCAUGAGCAGGGCCUGAGCACGGCCCUGUCAGUGGAGAAGACCAGCAAGAGGGGCGGCAAGAUCAUCAUAGGAGACGCUGCAGAGAAACCAGGAUCCAGUCAGCCUGCAGCAGCUGAGCCUUCAGCCCAGGGCUCGGGGCCUCCAGCUGACUCCUCCAAGAAGUCAGAUGCCAACCCCCUCACUGAGAUCCUCAAGUGUCCCACCAAAGUCGUGCUGCUGCGGAACAUGGUGGGCAGAGGCGAGGUGGAUGAGGACCUGGAAGGCGAGACCAAAGAGGAGUGUGAGAAAUACGGCAAAGUCACCAAGUGUGUCAUAUUUGAGAUUGCACUUGUGACCGACGACGAAGCGGUGAGGAUAUUCCUGGAGUUUGAGAGGGUGGAGUCAGCCAUCAAAGCCGUGGUGGAUCUUAACGGCCGGUACUUUGGAGGGCGCGUGGUGAAGGCCUGCUUCUACAACCUGGAUAAGUUCAGGGUUCUAGACCUGGGGGAGCAGGUGUGAGCCAGACUCAACAGAACCGGCCCCACCUCAAUCAGCACCCACUUCUCACCAGCAGGAACCGGCUGUCGGAUUCAUGGACACAUGCACACAUCCUCAUCAGACCUCUGUAUAUAGGCCAAACUCUAUUCUCCGAACUUACAGUGUCUAAGUAUAGCGAGUAGUCCUACAAGUAGGUUGUUUUGUUUUGCGUGAAGAGGAAAUCACUGUGGCUGAACAGAAACGACGACCUGGAAAUGAAUGAAUUCCACUCACCAUGAGGCCCUUGAUAUCUGUGUCUUAAUACAUUUUCAUCUUGUAAAAAUGAAACCUGAAAAUUAAAUGUCUCGUUUUAAAUGAAA